Messenger RNA from Phascolarctos cinereus (koala), 1358 nucleotides. It is a transcript of the gene SRP9, whose product is annotated as signal recognition particle 9. The record is from RefSeq and is a predicted model, not a curated record. NCBI's taxonomy places the organism in Eukaryota, Metazoa, Chordata, Mammalia, Diprotodontia, Phascolarctidae. Gene Ontology annotation, molecular function: 7S RNA binding. Gene Ontology annotation, cellular component: signal recognition particle, endoplasmic reticulum targeting. Gene Ontology annotation, biological process: SRP-dependent cotranslational protein targeting to membrane; negative regulation of translational elongation.
UGGCCAAUACUGAGAGGUGGCGUCGCCAUCUUGCCGCGGAGUGUCUGUGAGGGGAAUCGCUGACUCGGCUGAGCGGCUUUCGAGAGUGUUGGCUUUUUUCUUCUUACUCGUGCCGCUCCGGUCCCACUAUGCCACAAUACCAGACCUGGGAGGAAUUCAGCCGCGCGGCCGAGAAGCUCUACCUCGCCGAUCCCAUGAAGGCACGUGUGGUUCUCAAAUAUAGGCACUCAGAUGGGAAUCUGUGUAUCAAAGUAACAGAUGAUUUAGUUUGUCUGGUAUACAGGACAGACCAGGCCCAAGAUGUAAAAAAGAUUGAGAAGUUCCAUAGUCAGCUAAUGCGACUUAUGGUAGCUAAGGAAUCCCGAAGUGCUGCCAUGGAAACGGAUUGAAUAGUUUGAAGUGAAAGCUCUGGUGGUCACGUUUUUAAGGAAGAAAAUAUCACUUGAAUUCAAGAAAAUGUUGGGACAGAAGAGGCUUUAUAUAACUCAGUGGGCCCUUUAAAAAGCCUGAGAGCAUUUUUUUCCUGUGUAGCUUAAAAAAAAUUCUAACUUCAGCUAGCUAUAAAUAUAUAUAUGCUUUCAGUUGAAAGCUUCUAUUUAUUUUUGAAAUUUAAAACAAGCUGAAAAGUUUUUACAGGUUAUUUGAUGUUGGGCAAAAUUUGUAAAUAUGAUCUCUUGUAAAUUUGUACCACUAAUUUGAAGAGGAGAGAUUGGCCACCUUUAUUCUGUGAAAUGCAUCUGGCCUUUAAAGAAAGCUAAAUAUUGUUUGUUUAGUUUGUUUUUCAUCUUUAACUUAGAGUUUAAGGUCUUUUUAUUGAAUGUAUUUCUCUACAGAUAUAAUUUUGUCUGAUAAAACACAUUUCUGACCAAUAAACAUAAGAUAUGCUAACAGAAAUUAAUUUUGCAUCAUAAUGAAGGUAAUUAUUUGUAGAAAUGUUAUAUAUCUUCUUUGAAGCCAUACCUAAAAUAUGGAUGUGCUUUCCAGAUUUAUACUGUUUUUAACCCUAAAAGAGUCCAUUAUCUCAUUGAACUUAUAAUUCAAGAUAAGAACAUAACUUUUGAAUCCAGUUGUCUGUGAUCAGAAAUUUUUUUUAUAAAUGAAUAUGAGUGACCACUAUCCACCAAAGGACUGAAAAUUGUUAUUACAGAAGCCUCUGUUAUACUUAGUCUACUUAUAGAAAGUUUCUCAGAGGGCUAAGGAUGAAUCGAACAGUAUAGCUAUGUAUAACCUAUUUAUACUCUUUUUUUCUGGUUUUGUUAACUUCUUAGAAGUAACGGAGGUGCUAAAAAUGAUAUAGCUCUUGUAACUAUCUAUUGUGAUGGCUAAUGAACUACAAGUAAAUCACUGAGGAUUGAUAA